CCUCUAACUUCUGAAUUAUUCCCUGAUGUAUAUAUCACAGGACCUCACCUGGCAUCGAGUUAGGUCAGCUCACACUCUGUCAUCCAUGGAGAUCAUGUUUGACGGGAUAUAAAGCGUGAGAAAGCAGUACCAGACGGGAGCCUUCACGAUUGCGACUUCCUGCCGUUACGCUCGAGUGAAGGUUGUUUGCGCAUCGAUAGCCGUGAGCUCCUUCUCAAACAGAAAUGACCUUCACUUCCUUCUCUGCGACUCUGUCGCUGUCUCUUGAUCUCGACCUACUCACCCUUUUCUAUUUCUUCACUCGCUCGUAUCUCAUCGGCAGUCAUCACGCACCUAAAACGCGUCUCAACUUCCUACAAUAUAGCAUUGUCGAAAAGCUUUCCAAACCUCACAGAGUCAAGCUACCAUGUUCAAACUCCCUCUUCAGACCGUGCGCAGUAUUGCCAGACCUAGAUCACUUUCCUCCAAGCGCCACCUCAGACAAAAUUCCAGCUCGGCGUCCGACCGCACCAUGUGCGUUAAUCGCGCCAUUAAUGAGCUACAGGCUGCACAGGGUACGACAACUACCGGCCGCAUUGUCAACAAGAUAUGCACACGUCUCGCCAACGAUAGGGCGACGACGCGUACGGAGCAAUUGAUCUGGCUCGCCAAGCAUGCUCUUGAGACAUCAGCAGCAUUUAACCAAGAUACCAAUCGCAGUGAUGAUUCUAUAUCUCACAAGCGAAGAGAAAAGGGCGGAGAUGGACAGAAGGCAGCCGCUUCUGAGGCGAAGGCCAAAACAUCUCACGAAGGCGUUUCCGUGUGGCCAUCUAUGUGGUAGAAGUCGGCCGGUAGUACCCAUGGCUUCGUGUAUCAGACGGAGAGAUCCUUGUUGGUUACAGGUGCUACUCUACCAUCCAGAAGCCCUUUGUGGACGUGGUUGUGCGCAGUGCACAUGGGCUCUCUGAGUUGCUAUGUGGACCAGAGUACCCUAUGUGGGCUUUCAUGACAACACGAAUUACGCGCCUAGAUACGCGCGAAUACGCGUAAGGUCGCACUAAUGAGGUUGCGAUGUACGCGGGCGGCCAGCAAGGCAGACUUGAGGUGGUCUUGGGAUUGUCAUAUUCCGAAACAGUGCUACGACAUGGUUACAUAUGAUAAUCUAAUCAUUCUCUCGUCC
This is a messenger RNA of Alternaria alternata, 1159 nucleotides long. RefSeq lists its product as hypothetical. The transcript is spliced from 2 exons. NCBI's taxonomy places the organism in Eukaryota, Fungi, Ascomycota, Dothideomycetes, Pleosporales, Pleosporaceae. Bases 407 to 820 code for a protein of 137 amino acids. The record is from RefSeq and is a predicted model, not a curated record.